Messenger RNA from Astrephomene gubernaculifera, 4283 nucleotides. NCBI's taxonomy places the organism in Eukaryota, Viridiplantae, Chlorophyta, Chlorophyceae, Chlamydomonadales, Astrephomenaceae. The record is from the annotation of a GenBank genome assembly.
GUGAGUUGCGACGUUAAGCUUGCGUGUACCACUGUUGCAAUGGUUGCUGGUCGUGCGUUGCGACGGAGCUUGCGACGUUGUUAGCGGCCGUGUGUCGGCGCCGUUGCAAUGGGUUGACCUUAAGCUGCUUGGGUCGUUGAGCGCUUGUGGAGUGUGUACAGAGAGGAGGGGUAGGCGUUAAGCGAGUGAGUGGCGAGAGGAUUGGAGUGAGAGGCGACUGCCUGAGGCAGUUUACUGAAGGAUAGGGUAUCUCGGUGCGGUUGCUUUGCUGCAUCGCCUACGGUUGGAGCCCGGAGGCGCUUCCUGGGCAACCUUAGGGCACGAGAAAUGCCUGCGAACAUGACUACUUGACUAGUAUGUAGAAUCGUAGGUUUAGGAGCCUUGACAGAUGUGGACUGACGUCUCCUCCCAGGGGUAAGACGCAGUUGAAAUUGAUACCCAGAACUCAAUAAGGGUUUGUGUUGCGGCUGUUGCGGCUGGGAUGGCUUGGCAGGGCGUUGCGGGCGGUCAGGCGUCCCCAAGGUGUGUACAGGCACCACUAUCGUGUGUAGUUGAGUAGAACAAGAGCAAGCAAAGGCAACUUUAUGUACUGCUUUGUUCUGUUUCUUGACAGCGCAGUCCUUGACAGCGCACUGCCGCCUUUCUUGGAAGCGCAGGAACGGAUGCAGCUGCUUAGCAUGCUGGGGACCCGCGUUGGAGCAAUGGGUCGCAUGGAACCCGUAUGGGAGCCAGAACAAGGGCGCGGUUGGCUUGGCAACAGCCUUGAAGGACAGGGCUGCGGUUGAGGACGGGUGUAGCUUGGUGGGCAAGCGGCUAUGGAGCUCCAGGUGCAGGGGUUCUAGGCACUGGUCCUGAUACAGGAUGUACCCUUGGAAAUUGGGCUGAUGUGGCUUUUAAUGACAUUUAGGUGAAUAGGCACUGGGCUGCGUGGAUAGCUUAGAAGUGGAUGGGCCUUAGCUUGAACCGUCGGACUUCCCAAGGUCACGGUACGGUAUCAUGGCGGAAUGGCUGCCUUCCAAAGCAUCUUUGGCUAUAGCCAUAAAGAGGCUUGUAGGGCUGGCAGUUCAGCUUAGCCGACGCUUAAACGUAUGAUAGCAUGCUACUUAUGCUAGUAUGCUACGCCUUGCUCAUUGAGGCACCGAAACCAGCUGAGAGCUGACUCAAGUGCGUCCGCUGGCCCGGAAUUGCAUAUUUAAAGUCUUCCAGGGGACGCGUUGUGCUUACUGUCUACCUUAACGUUGCAUGCUUGCUGCCCGGGGUUAUUUCUCAAACUACUCAGCACUUGCCCAAUCCUCAAUACUCUUACGGUACCCGGCAUGUUUACGUUAAAUGGUUCGUAGAUAUGUAGAAACCGACGCAGGUCUGGAUGUUUCGUGACUGAGACUGAAAAUCAGUGGAAGAAAUGGCUACAUACGCGCAAGAACUUUUCCAGCAGUUCAGGGCCCCAUCUCCCGGGACUUCGGACACGUCAUUGCAAUUCUUCAGCGAAUAUCUCCGGCCUGGCGCUGCGGACAGCGACGUUGGCUGGCAUGGGUGUUCUGCGCAUGCGAACGGAGAAUCAUCAAGCUCACAGCUAGCUGGGCAUGGGUUUGCAACUGCUGCCGGCGCAGUCAUGCCGUUUGCCUUUCAACCACGCUUGGUCGUCCAGCAGCCAGCGACAGUUCCACCUCUUACCGGCCAUUACCAGGCACAACCAGAUUUCCCCAUUGUGCUGGGAGCCGAUGCAGUACAGCACUCUUCGCAGGCACCAGCAUUCUCUCUGGGGCCAGGAUUUGCCACAUCUCCAACUUCCCUUGAGGACCGGCCGCCCUCCCCAGCAGCACUGCGUCGUCGUGGACGGAGGCCCAAGCCCCGACUACCAGACCUGCAGCAGAAGCUGGAGGCUCUCACGGAGCAGUUCAACCAACUAAGUCACGAAAACGUCUUCAUGCGAAGCAAGCUCAAGAUUCUGGAGCGCAUGGUGCCAUUGUGGGACCAGAGGGCUGGACUCCUCCGGAAACUGCUUUCAUCGGCGCAAGAGCAGGCGCCACAGGCGGAGGCAGCAGCUCCAGCAGCACCAGCAGCAGCAGCAGCUGGAUACGGGGCGACAUCCCAUCCCGUGCUGCAGUCAUGGGAUCAGACGUCCGUCAGGGAUCAGCUCGCCGGGUCAGAAGUCUGCCCCUCAACAGCGGUUGCGCGAUCGGUGUUGCAUCCACAACGGGCGGGCAUUCGCGUAGGCACGGGCAUCAAGCUGCACCGUGCUUACACCACUGCGGCUAAGACCUUCCUGGAUCCAAACCCUCACAAGGGGGCGCGCAAGGGGGCGGCGGGGUUGCCUCCACUGGUGGCCAUGUUCCCGGGCCCGGACGACGAGUUGCCACCCAUGUCUCCGGAGGUGAUUCGGCAUCUGAGCAACGUCACAAAGGAGGACUUUUGCAUGCUUUGGAGGCAGAUAUGCACGCAGUUUGGGGUGCUGCUUGUGGGCGCGGAGAUGCACGGAGUUGGCAGCCCUCCUUACCAGCGCUUCGAGCGCUACUACCAGAACAUGCUUACGUACAUGGACAAGAUUAUGCUGCUGACACCCACGUGCUUCUUGAGCUGCAUGUACAUGAACGUGGAGACGGGGCUGCAUGAGCGGCCGAACGACCAAUUUUGGGUGUCAUGCGCCCGCGCCCUGCAGCUUAACCCGCAGCAGCUGCGUGACGUGGCCUCUCUUGCCACCAUGUACGAACGCAACAUGGCGCCGAUGGUGCAGCAGCGGCAGCAGCUGGCGGCGCAGCUGUCGACGGGGCUGGCGGAGGCGGCGAGCGUGUCUGCGUGCCGCAGGGGCUUAGAGUCUCGGAUUGAGGUGGACGAGUUGGCAAGGCAGCUGGAGCGCAACACCCUCAAGGAGAAGCUGAAGCACCAAAACGUGUCGGACUUCUUGUGCUCAAGCCUGCUGACGCCCUUGCAACUGGCCAAGUUGAUCGUCGGGGCUUACCCCUACAUCCUCGACCCAAUAGCGCUGCUGCACGCCUUCAUAACGCUAGGCGGCAGCGGCGCAAACCAGCAGCUGCAGCAGGCGCAAUGAGGUCCGAUGUGCGCUGCCGCAGCCACCCCCGGGGCGCUCCCUCAGUGGGUGGCCCGGCUGCUGCCCCGGUGGCCCGGCCCCUGCUGCUGCUGUUUCUGCUGCAGACCUGGUUGCGAGUUUGCGUGCGGCGCAGGGAGCAGCAGCGCUCCAGUCGGCAGUCCGACAGGUGCUGACGGGCCCGAUGCAUGCGCCACAGCCGACCCACAUGCGGGGUGCUUUCUUCGGUGCAGCGCAGUAGCAGGUGCAGGGGAGGCGGCGCGGCGGCGGUGAUGGCUGUGGGGGGCAUGCAGGCGGGCUUGUGGGCCCUGGCACCCUUGGCUGUGAGUUGCGAUGUCUGAGGUCUGGCAGUGUUAGCGGGUGUGUACCGCCGUUGCAAGGGGCUGCUGGUGCGUUGCGCUAGGGAAGGGAAGUACGGUAUGUAGAGUGACUGAGUGAGGUCUGAGCGUUGAACGGACUGCUGCUUGUAGCUUUAAAUGUGAGGGUCAUUGUAUAUCACUGCGUCCCUUACAUUGCUGACGUUUUCGGCUUCUUGUGCUCCUAAGUCCUAGCCGAAUGACAUUGAAAGAUCCUUCCUAAGAAGAUGAAAGUUAUAUGCUGGGGGGUUGAAUGUAUGAUUGUUCCUGAAAGGGAACGCGGGUGAUUGCCUAUCUGAUUGGUUGUAGCCAGGUCCUACUGGCAACUGGUGUCCGGAACCCAACCAUGUACUCUUUGGUAAUGGUAUGGCCUAGCGUCACAGGUGAUUCAGUGCGAUGCGGCGUAGCAACACUAUUUCCUGAGAACCAUUUUGGCAGCUUAGCAGGCUUGGAAGGUUGAAGAGAUUGUGAACUGUGGAUAAGUACUGGUUCCAAAACUUAGGGUGGCAGGUUGCGAGGCUGAUGCGAGGCUAGGGAGGUGAGUAGGCUGCCGCUGGCGUGUGCGUGGGAGGAGGUGGCGGGAUUCCAGCCGGCGGCUGCGGGGCUGCCUGAGGGGGCGGAGCAGCUGCACAGGAGGUGUGUUGCUAGCGGCUUUGGGCUUGGAGUGCAUCCUAAUCUGGUGCCUACCAGCUCGGACCUUCAAUGAAAAAGGCUAAGCUUAUAGCUUGAUUACCGUGAGUUCGUUGCAAGGGGAAAACUCUGAUGGCUUCAUAUACCUUGUUUGACUACCGGUACUGAGCGCUUGAUGGCGAUAUGCGGACGCAUAUCUCGUAAUUUGUCCGGGGGGAUGACUCGGGGGAUGAUAAAAAGCACGUUAGGCC